AUGGAGUGUUUAACAUCAGGUUCCUCAUCCUCCAUCCUGGAUCUCACCUGCUCAGACUCUGUCAGGCUGGUGAAUGGGACUAGUCUGUGCUCAGGUAGACUGGAGGUGAAGUCCAACCACUCUAACCAGUCCAACCAGUCCAACCAGUGGUGGUCCUCAGUGUGUGAAGAUGACUUUGACCAGCAGGAUGCAGAGGUGGUCUGUAGGGAGCUUGGCUGUGGGGCUCCUUCAGUCCUCCAGGGGGCGCUCUAUGGAGAAGUGGAGGCUCCAAUGUGGACCAAAGAGUUCCAGUGUGGAGGCCAUGAGUCUGCUCUCCUGGACUGUAGAAGCUCAGGCUCAGAUAGAAACACCUGCUCACCUGGCAAAGCUGUUGGACUCACCUGCUCAGAACCUGUCAGGUUGGUGGGAGGAGACAGUCGCUGUGCAGGAACACUGGAGGUGAAACAUCAAGGAGACUGGAGACCAGUAUAUGGCUAUGACUGGACCCUGAAGGCAGCAUCUGUUGCCUGUAGAGAUCUGGACUGUGGCUCUGCUGUUUCUGUAGGAGAGAGAAAGGAGUCCUCAGACAGAUCUGUGUGGUUGAUCAACCCUGACUGUGUUCAGUCUGGAUCUGCUCUGAGGGAGUGUUCAACAUCAUAUUCCUCUUCCUCCAUCCUGAAUCUCACCUGCUCAGACCUGCUCCUUCAACCAAACAUCUCUGUGUCCUGCUCCACUGACGGGGUCUCCGAGGCCCAGCAGCAGGGGGCUCAGGUGCUGAGGGGCUCCACCUUCACCAUCUGCUGCUCCAUCCAGCCACAGUACCCAGGAGGCUCCUUCCAGCUCACCUUCACCUCCUCCAACUCAGCACACAACUACACCCAGCCAGCUGUCAAUCACUCUGCCCACUUCCUGUUUCCUGCUGCAGAGCCCGCCCACCAAGGAAGCUACAGCUGUGUUUAUCACCUCUAUGUUUUCUUCAUAACUUCUCCUCUGAGAGCCGUCUGCUCUCUCUCACUGUCCCAGAUCCAACACCUCUUAUCAUCAAAGCGGUCCUCCUGCCGCUGAUUCUGCUGUUGGUGAGCGUUGCCCUCUACUUCUACUGUAAGG
Molecule: messenger RNA, 1086 nt
Organism: Anoplopoma fimbria (sablefish)
Lineage: Eukaryota; Metazoa; Chordata; Actinopteri; Perciformes; Anoplopomatidae
Product: scavenger receptor cysteine-rich type 1 protein M130-like
Exons: 5
Coding region: 1-1044 (347 amino acids)
Cellular component (GO): membrane
Source: RefSeq, a predicted model, not a curated record